Amoebophrya sp. A25 is the source of this 3653-nucleotide messenger RNA. Lineage: Eukaryota; Dinophyceae; Syndiniales; Amoebophryaceae. The record is from the annotation of a GenBank genome assembly.
GUCAGCGUAGGAAGCAGCGAAAGAAAAAGAGAUUUUUUUUCGUAAUCGUUGCUCUGCGACAAAGCGUUGUUAGUUAUCAUUGGAGAUAAAUAAGCGAGGGUGGAGUUCAUUGAAGCAAGUAGGAGGUCGAGUCCGAAUUUGAAUCCUGUCAUUCACAACCAGAAAUACAAUGUCUUCGUACCUCGCGCAGCAGCAGCAAAACCAGCACGGAGCGAGCCAUCAUGUCAACAAGUAUGACAGGAGAGAUGUCGAUAUUUUUGUAUAGUGGUCGUAGAGAUGACAAUGAGCUACAAGAACCUAACUGUGCUCCCCCAGGAAGGAUUUUCACAUUAGACCAUGGUUUGAACUAAGACUACUUGCGGGUUCUUUUCUACUAGGCUGAUUUUGAAACCACAUCCUUACUUUUUUCUUCUUCUUUCAUCCGCAAGAGGCUCAAUUGCGGGAGUUAAACAAGUUGCAGGCCUUGUCGGCGAAUAUCCAAGUGCCGCGUUCCACCGGCAAAGGGUACACGAACCUGGACGUGGAGGCGUUCAAAGAUGCAAUCGACUUGCAUGUUGAGAACCACUUCGAGACGGCCGUGGCCCGCCAGCAGCGACAGCACGAUGCCCGCCAGCUUUCGCGCGGCAUGACAGGAGAGCAGCGCCGCAUGUUCGACCGCGAGUUGGGAAAGGAGGAAGAGCGUGUUUUGCGGGCCGAAAUUGGCGGAUGGAAAACCGACGACUUCGCGGUAGUGAAGACACUGGGGCAAGGCGGUUUCGGUGUGGUGCGCUUGGUGCAACAUCGAGGUUCGCGCGAUGUCUACGCCAUGAAACAGAUGAACAAGAGCGCUUUCCCGAAAAAGAACGAUCUGCAGCGCCUGAUGAGCGAGCGCAAGUGCCUCGUUGCGCUGAGCAAUGGCAGUCCCGCUUCCCAGUUUUUCGUACAGCUCUACGCGUGUUUCCACGACGACGCGCAUCUCUACAUGAUCAUGGAGUUCCUGCAAGGCGGUGACCUCAUCUCUCUGUUGUGUGAACGCAAACGCCUCUCCGAGUCCGAAACGCGUUUCUACAUCGCAGAACUGAUCGAAGCCUUGGACUACAUCCAUUCGAUGGGCUUUGUUCACCGCGAUAUCAAACCCGACAACAUCUGCUUUUCUCGGCAGGGUCACCUCAAACUGCUCGAUUUUGGUCUCUGCAAAGAGGUUGUGGAUUUAUGGCACUGGUCAAUAAAGAUUGUUGUGAGGAGGUGCUGGUCUUCAAGGUGCGGCAAUUUGGAUUUUUUUGACGAAAUUUUGAACAACACUAGUACGUAAAUUCAAGAAUUUCAUUAUGCACACUGCCACAUCGAGACGCCGUUUGAUAAUGAGCGUCUCAACAGUUUAGAGCGAAGUUGUUUUCAGUAUUAUGUCACGCAGACACUCUAACAAAACACUGGAAAGCCAGCACGGAUUUCCUGAAAACUUUGCCGCCGCAACACGUGCUUUGUGACGACAACGAUCAAACGGUGACCGUAGAGGACUACCUAGCGAAUCUCGAGAAUGACCGACGCCGUCAUUUAAAUUCUUGGGUGGGAACGCCGCAGUACAUGGCGCCAGAAAUCGUCAACCGCGAGACGUACUAAAGGGAAAUCUUUUGUCGCUAAUUCGAUCAUGCUCAUGCAGUCCUUGCCAUUUUUUUUGAUACAACUUCUGUGUAGCCGAUAAUUGUUCUUAGCCUAACUUCUACUUUCGACCGGACUGGAGACAUUGAUUCCAGACUUUCUGCACCACAUGACUCGAACCACGUCGCAGGUACACAAAGAGUGUCGACUUCUGGGCCGCUGGCGUAGUGAUGUACGACUGCUUGGUCGGCUCGACACCGUUUAAUCCGCGCGUGGGGGAGAGUGAGCCACCGCAAAUUCAAAAAGCGGAUGCAGUUACGCGUGUGAUCUAUAAAAUCCAGAAGUGGCAACACUACUUCUCGAAGGCUAUUCAACGCGGGCGUCAGGCAAAUUACUUGCCUUCGAAUGCUGUGGAUCUUCUGGGAUGCCUCGUUACGCCAACGAACUUGCGUUUGAACGCAGAUCAGAUUCGCCAGCAUCGGUAACGAGAUGAUUUGAAUACCAACUUUUUUCUUCGGCGAUUGAUAUUGUCCUCGCAGGUAAUUACAUGUGCAUGUUCUACUUGGAUGUUCUUGUUUUCGGCUGGUUUUUGAGGCGUAAAAGAAAUGCCCGGCAUACGAUCACACUUGUCAUACAGUUUCUUCCACGGCUUAAACUUCGGGAAACUGCUUUCUAUGCCAGCGCCAAUUGUGCCACGAGUUUCGAGCUCGCUUGACACGAGCAAAUUUCCGCAGCACAAGGAAGUCCCGUUGCCGCAUUGGCAAAACCUGAACCGCAGUAUGGAUCGGAUCCGCUAUGAAGCCUUCGACUUUACGCAGUGCCAAGCACCUGAUGUCCACAUGAUUGCAGCCCAGGUGAAGAACGAGACGCAAAUGCCAACGCUAUUGGAGCAAAGAGGUCAACACGCUGCAGCCACUUUGGCAGGAAACAAAGGUUCGGGUUUUCUCGAAUUCUUCAGUCUGUGAAUAGAUGAUCGGAGACUACAACGUAUAGUUUGUUGCCCUCAGAUAAUUGAAUUCGAUGAAAAAACGUGGUUCGAUUUGAUGGAUUACUUGUAUUGCAUUUCUAAAAAGGCCGCGAUUAAUAACCGCACACAUUAUCAAAACUCAACAGCGUCCGUGAAAAUGCCUCAAGUUACUGGACAAUACAAGCCGACCCGCGGAGUUGUGCCUUCUCGACGAUAAAAAGAUUGCAGAAUGAUGAUUUGAGCAAUUUUCUAGCCGAGUCAGGAACCCUCUUACCAGGACUGGUUACUACAAGUAUUUUCAGGUUAGAAGUAUGCGUCUGGUACGGUUGUAGUAUUAACUUAUUUUUCUUUCCAGAUCAUUUCUAAGAAAGUUUCAUGGAACAAAAACAAGAUCUUGCACAGGAUCUGCAUAGAUACAAUCAGGUUCUAAUCACUCAAACUGUUAUGAUGAAUAACAGGUUGGGCUUCUUUUAUUAUAAAUACAAUAGACAGGGAGUAAUACGAAGACUUGAUUAUGAUACUGAAAGAAGUGGUGAAAUGAAGUAAAUACUCGAUUAGCUUUCUCGUAUUUUACAGUCGGAAAUAAAGUCCUUUUCUUUAAGAAAAUUGAUAUGUAGUCGUUUUUUUUGUUGCAUUUUAUCACAGACGGACAGCGAAAAUGUAAUUAACAAAAACUAUGCAGUUGCAGUCCAUGGAGUAAUAUAUAUGAUCCAAGAUUUGGUGUCUACAUCGACAAGUAAUUUUGCCAUGAAUCAAAAUUGUUGAAGAGAGGUUUCUCACGAAGACGCCCUACAUGCUUUCUGUCAGUGCUGGAAAACUCAUGAUUUUGCAUAUGAAUCAGUUUCGGGAAAUUUUAUAGCUAAUUUCAUAGUCCACGAAGUUGUAUGAAAAUGAAUUUGUGCCUUCAAUUGCUGAUGUCGGUCUAUUGUGAUGCAUGAUAUGGAUUUGAACGGCAAUACUUACAUGGUUGCUCCCUCCAGCAGGGGGCAGAGACAAUAUUCUAUCGACAAUACAUGAGUCUUUUAACAGCUCCUGAUGCAUUGAAGCUGCUGCCUCGUGCAUGGACGAAGCUAGUACUAUUUCCCACGGUUAUCUCUUGUGCUUUCAA